AGGAAGGUAAAUAAAGAAGGGGCGCUGACAACACACAGCAGACGGUGCCUGGCAGCUUGCAGCGGGGCUUUCUUCUUUUAACGCCGUAGACGCGGGAGACGGACGGGACGCAGGGAGACAGCCCGCAGGCGGAGCUACGGACGUUGGGCUUUCAUCCGGAGCCGUUGGCGCUUUUAGGGGAUCCGGUUGGCUUUGCCUCGUCCUUGUGUUGCGAUGGCGAUGCGGGAGUUGGUGGAGGCCGAAUGCGGGGGAGCCAAUCCCCUCAUGAAGUUGACUGGUCACAUGACCAAGGAAGAAGGGGCAUGGCAGCACCGUGCAACACCGACAAUCGCCCCCACUCCUCUUGAAAUUGCAACAGAGGAGGAGCUUGUGAAUGAGUUUCUCCAUGCUCCACCUCGACCCCCACAAACAUUUGACAUGGGUCAGCUCUUAGAGGAAAUGCAGCAAAUUGACCAGCAGAGUUAUAGGCAAGCUCCACAGAGAGCACCAGAUGUUGCAGCGCUGGCCCUCUCAGGCGACUGGGCAGCGGAGUUUGUCUCAGGUUCAGACCCUGCUGCCACCGGUGCUCUUGGGGAAGCAGCAGAUGCUGAUUGGACGAGAGAAUUUAUCGCUGAGGCUGCAGAUCCGGGACGCUGGGCAGAGGAGUAUCUGGAGCAGUCUGAGGAGAAGCUGUGGCUCGGGGACCUUGGAGACAAGGAGGCUGAGUGGGUCAAGGAGUAUCAGCCGGAAGAUGAGCUGAGACAGACAGCCAACGAGCUUGUUUCAAAGGUUGAUGACCCAAAGUUACAAAACACAGAGUUCCUGCGUUUCAUUAGGCAGAUUGGCGAGGGCAGUGUGACAGUGGAGAGCAGAACAGACAAACAGCUCACAGAUAAAGUUCAGGCCGAGGAGGCUCAGAACUGGGCCUCCAACCUCAACCAGUUCCUGACGGAGACGAGGGGAGGGAGUCUUCCCUUGGAACCUCCAGAGACGGAUCAAAAGGAUCAGAAAGUUAAAGCUAAACAAGCAGAGCAGUGGGCCAAAGUCGUCAGGCAGGUUUCAGAGGAGUCGGCGGAGGCCUGGGUGGACGAGUUCGCCACAUCGGGGCCAGACUUUCAACAAGCCAAAGCUGCAGUGGAGAGUGAUGUUGAUUUCUGGGAGAAGCUGCAGCAGGAGUGGGAGGAGAUGGCUAAGAGAGAUGCAGAAAGCCAUCCCUGGUUGUCUGAGUACGAUCAACUGCUCAGCUCCUCUUACGACAAGGGUUAUCAGUUUGAAGAGGAAAACCCCUGCUUAUCCCACCCAGACCCGUUCUCAGAAGGACUGAAGAGGAUGGAGGCGGGCGAUAUCCCGGGAGCUGUGCGGUUCUUUGAAAGUGCCGUUCAGAAGGAACCAGACAACCAGCUGGCUUGGCAAUAUCUGGGAACCUGCCAGGCAGAGAAUGAGCAGGAAUUCGCUGCCAUUAGCGCCCUCCGCAGAUGUAUAGAGCUGAAGAAGGACAACCUAACUGCCCUCAUGGCGUUGGCUGUCAGUUUUACUAACGAGUCGCUGCACAGGCAGGCCUGUGAGACGUUACGCGACUGGCUGAAGCACAAUCCAAAAUACCAGUCUGUGUGGGAGCAGUUUGAGCGCGAUUGUCAAAUGGAUGGAGGUCGGGUUAAGGAAAAGGAGAAGGAGAGGUUUGGAUCGUUGUUGCCAGAAUCAUUGUUCACUGAUGUCCAGAAUCUGUUCCUGUGUGCGGCCAACUCUGACCCUUCCCAGGUGGACCCCCAGCUGCAGUGCGGUCUGGGAGUUCUGUUCAACCUGAGCGGAGAGUACGACAAGGCGGUGGACUGUUUCAGUGCUGCUCUCUCUGUCACUCCACAGGAUUACUUGCUGUGGAACAAGUUGGGCGCCACGCUGGCCAAUGGAAGUCGCUCAGAGGAGGCAGUGGCCGCCUACAGGAGAGCUCUGGAACUGCAGCCAGGUUUCGUCCGCAGUCGCUAUAACUUGGGAAUCAGCUGUGUUAACUUAGGGGCACACAGAGAGGCUGUGGAGCACUUCCUUGAAGCGCUGUCUCUCCAGCGACAGGCUGCGGGAGACGGAGCAAGAGCUGCAAGGGGACCCGGAGGCGCAGCAGCCACGGUGAUGUCUGACAACAUCUGGUCCACGUUACGGAUGGCUCUCAGCAUGAUGGGAGAGAGCUCGUUGUACGCUGCGGCCGACCGAAGAGACUUGGACACGUUGCUGGCUCAUUUCAGCCAGAGGGAGGUGGAGGGUGGAAGUGAAUGAGAACCAGCCAGGCGAGGGUUUAUUGAGUGUGAAUGUGCUCAGAUGGGAGGUCAAUGUUUGGGUGAGACCAGUGCAGUUAACAGUUAGAGAUCAAUGGUAGACGGGGACACUGUGACAUCAGAGAUGUUACGUCUUCAUGUGUGUUUUUAAAUGAGUACUAUAAUGCAGUAUCACUCUCCGGUUGGAGAAAAGCGGCCAGCAGUAGUUCAGUCAGGCUGCUACUGUGUUUCAGAUGUUUGCCAGUCCUCACGUUUCCCUCGUCGUUCAUCUACCAAAUGAGGUGAAUUGGUUCCCUUUAUUUACUUGAAGUUUUGAAGAAUAAAGUGAACAAUACCGAGCAUGUCUAUCAUUUCCGUUCUUUGUAGCCAACAAUGUUGGUCUGUUUAUGUUAUGACACUCAGUACUCCUUUGGUCUUCACUACCUACCAGUACUUUUUAGGACUUACGUGACUGAAGGUACAGUGCUGCUGUAACAUUAAACGAGUUCUGCUUUUCACCCAGAAGUGCUCUCAAGAGAGGACGUUGGUGCAGUUUAGGGGAUGAAAUAGAAGUCAAAAAGUGCUGCAGCUUUGUUUUUAUAUCUUGUAAUUUCUUAGUGGUCGUUGAUCUGCCAGGACAGUAAACUGGCAACCAGCAGGACUGUUAUCAUGAUCAGGUGUGUGCAUCUGUUCAUUGCGAUUAACUGGGCAACAUUAAUAACAUGUCACAUCAUGAGAAUGACUGUUGUGGUUCCCCUCUGGGUUUUUUUUUUUUUUGUUUUUGUUUUUUCAUAAUGCUCUUAAACUAAUUUUGCUUCAUUGUAAAAUAAUCCUGUAUGCCAUACUGUGUAUUGUAACAUAAUUGAUGCACUAUACUUGUUUUCAGGCUACUUGGAUCCUGAUUGCAAACUUUAAUAUAAUACCCAGCAAUAAAGCUUUGAUUCCAAACAUGA
This is a messenger RNA of Fundulus heteroclitus (mummichog), 3178 nucleotides long. It is a transcript of the gene pex5, whose product is annotated as peroxisomal biogenesis factor 5. NCBI's taxonomy places the organism in Eukaryota, Metazoa, Chordata, Actinopteri, Cyprinodontiformes, Fundulidae. The transcript has 17 exons. Gene Ontology annotation, biological process: protein import into peroxisome matrix, docking. Gene Ontology annotation, molecular function: protein binding. Bases 214 to 2247 code for a protein of 677 amino acids. Gene Ontology annotation, cellular component: peroxisomal membrane; cytosol. The record is from RefSeq and is a predicted model, not a curated record.